Messenger RNA from Meloidogyne enterolobii, 423 nucleotides. The record is from the annotation of a GenBank genome assembly. NCBI's taxonomy places the organism in Eukaryota, Metazoa, Nematoda, Chromadorea, Rhabditida, Meloidogynidae.
AUGGAUGUUAAAACUAAAAAUGUACACCGCCCAAUUAAAAAUUUUAUAGCUAAACUUGAAGGAAGUGAAGAGCCUGAUAAAUGGGUUUUAUUGGGGAACCAUGCAGAUGCUUGGUCUAAGGGAAGUAUAGAUCCAGGAACGGGAACUUCUAUAAUGUUGGAAAUGGCUCGAGUUUUGAGUAUUUAUUCAAAAGAAACUGGUUGGAGACCAAGAAGGACAAUCAUUUUUUGUCAAUGGGAUGCUGAGGAAUUUGGCCUUAUUGGGUCAACAGAAUGGGUAGAACAAAAUUUGCUUCAAUUAAAACAAAGAGCUGUUGCUUAUAUUAAUUUGGAUAAUUUUAAUGGAAAUAUGACACUUAAUAUAAAGGCUGUGCCUCUUCUAUAUAGAUUAAUUGUGGAUGUGGCUUCUAGGCAAUUUUCCUAA